Messenger RNA from Patiria miniata (bat star), 967 nucleotides. RefSeq names its product 39S ribosomal protein L42, mitochondrial-like. The transcript has 6 exons. The coding region runs from base 44 to 499 and encodes 151 amino acids. The record is from RefSeq and is a predicted model, not a curated record. Gene Ontology annotation, cellular component: mitochondrial large ribosomal subunit. NCBI's taxonomy places the organism in Eukaryota, Metazoa, Echinodermata, Asteroidea, Valvatida, Asterinidae.
CCGCCUGUUGUUUGGUUAUCCCGAACGUGAACAAGUUUUCAACAUGGCAGCGCACAUAAGACGACUACUCUCGCUGCAGCAGCCCUUGCAUUCGUACCUUUCACUCCCGAGCGUCGCAAAACGCAUCAGUCAAUUUCCGUUAGGAUGCUCAAUUUGCAGAGAGUUUUCCAAUUCCAGAACAAUAGAAAAUGAUGGGAGUCAUGCAAUGGUUGAAACGGCUGAUGGUAAUACAAUAGUGUGUUAUCAUCCCUCAGAGCCAUUCCCAUAUGAAAACACAAAGCCAAUUCCAAGACCAGAUCCUUCCAAACCAGAGGAAUCAGUGGAUUCAAUCCUGAAGAUGAAACUCAACCAUGAGAAUUGGAAUAAAGAACAACGAGGACCAGAUGUACAUGAAUUGGCAAAGAUGUUCUACACUACCAAACAUAGAUGGUAUCCAUUGGGGAUACGGAAAAGGAAUAAAGUCAAGAGAAAUCCCCCAAGAGACAGGCCCUACAUCUGAUGCAUCCAGCUGAGCAGUAGGAAAGAAAAGGAAUGAAAAACACCUAUCAACAUUACAGAGCAUUUGAAGUAAAUAUCAAGGAUUGUAGACAAUGGACUCCGUGCACAAGUACCCCCUCAAGGGUAACAAAGGGAAAGUUGAGGGACACCACUGGGAGGGACAUUCGAAGGCAUUGCCGACAAUGCCUGGCGCUCACGUGAAGGUGCUAUGGCUGUGUACACUGCCCACUGAGCUCUCAAAUGUGGUCCAAAAGUGCCAUCUACUUUUUCUGCAUGGAGUCUAUCCCAUGAGGAACUUUUUUACCCUCUGGAUUAAGACUGUUUGGACGAAGGUUUCUAUCAUUAUUUAGGGCCAUUUAUGUUUUUGCAUGGAGGUGGAGUGGGGUUGACUUUUGUUUGCUGGCCAUAGGACUAAGUGUAAAAAAAAAAUGUCCUACUUUUGAGCCUACGUUUAAAUAACUCUGUUAUU